Molecule: messenger RNA, 1519 nt
Organism: Suillus bovinus
Lineage: Eukaryota; Fungi; Basidiomycota; Agaricomycetes; Boletales; Suillaceae
Exons: 4
Coding region: 118-1413 (431 amino acids)
Molecular function (GO): protein binding
Source: RefSeq, a predicted model, not a curated record
CAGUUUAUGAUUAUCCACGAAUACUUAGUGUUGUUUGUCAAAGGCCUUAGAAGUCAACAGAAACAAAUAACACGCACUAUGCCGCCUUCAAUUCACCCUUGAGCUGAAAUCUGGAUCAUGCCUACCAUCACUGACCUCCCAGAUGAGCUUCUGGAUGAGAUAGCACAUCUCUUACCGCAGGGGACUUUAUUCUCCCUAUGUACCGUUUCAAAUCGCUUCCAACCUCGCGCGACACGAUGGCUCUACCGGUCUCUGGCCCUGGCAGGCAACGGUGAAACGAUAAAGAUAUGCAAGGCCCUCGUUUCAAACAGACUUGCUGCUAUUUCUGUUCGCAAAGUUCUCCUGUGGCCAGGUUUAGCAUUCUCUCGCCUAAGUCUCACAGGAGGACCUUUUUAUCUCUAUUUGUCCGCCUUUUACAAGUUGCUGUCCCGUGCCUUGGCUUGUGCGAUAAAUGUGGAAAAUAUCCGGUUAAUGUUUCCUUACUGCGGAGCAUCUCUGUCAUUAGAUGCCUGCACGUUCCCAAACUUGCAUUCCUUCGCCACUACAAUGGAACCCCAUACUCUUGCCUCAUUUGUCAGGAGGCACCCGAAGCUUCAGGAGCUGCAUAUAUCUCCGAGUGAUAUGAGAUCUAUUCCAUUAUCAGAAUUCAGCGGAAUAUCCCUUUCCUCACUGAAUUCGGUCUGCCUUCCCCAAUCUCUGCUGUUUAUAAUUUCUCCGGAUGCACCCCUCCAAUCUGUUUUGUCCCCAGAGAUCGAGGACGACAACGAAGAGAUCCCACAUUUUAUCAGGCACCUUUCUCGAUAUUCCACAACGCUCACUGAGCUUUACUUGUGCCGUCCUCACUGGAAUACUGAAGUUUUAAUGCAUGUCGCGACUUUACUGCCAAAUAUCAAAAACUUCACAUUAAGUAGGAUGAUACCUGGUCUGGCCAAUAAGCCUUUUCUCGAAGCAUGCGAAAGAGCACUUCCUUUCUUCAGCUCCCUCAGUCAAUUACGCAUCGAAGUUGCACGCAGUCGAGAACUAUCGGAAUUUACUUCUGUGUCCGAUUACAGAUGCGACUUCACGAUGAUUCAAAUGUGGGGCAACAAAUGCCCGACCCUCAGUAUUUGUGUCUUUCCAUCUGGAACCGCAUGGCAUCGUAUUGAGGACAACGUAUGGAUGCCGGACUUGCAUCACAAAGCUGCAAUUCGGUGGUUCUUUGAGGCCGCCUCCACGGACCGGUUUCCGAUCGAUGUCAUGGGGUCUUUACAGCAGUUCUGCGAUUCCAUGGGGAAAGUUGACACUCUUGGACUACUCAAUUUUAGGUCACCGUCAGCCAUGGAAUCAGUUGGUCUUUACCGCCAGACAGAGGAGGACGAAUCAGAGUUUGACUUCAGUGAUUCGGAUGAGAACGAUAUCGAGAUCGAGGAAUGAGAUCAAGUGAUGUAGGUCACGGGCAACCGAGUUCGGUACUGUGUAGUUGAAGAAAUCAUGUCGUUGAAGGGGGUCCUGUCUUGCUGUACACUACGAAUAUUUGUGC